This is a messenger RNA of Rhodotorula toruloides NP11, 345 nucleotides long. RefSeq lists its product as uncharacterized. Gene Ontology annotation, cellular component: mitochondrion. The coding region runs from base 1 to 345 and encodes 114 amino acids. The transcript is spliced from 3 exons. The record is from RefSeq and is a predicted model, not a curated record. NCBI's taxonomy places the organism in Eukaryota, Fungi, Basidiomycota, Microbotryomycetes, Sporidiobolales, Sporidiobolaceae.
AUGAGGCUCACACUGCUUGCUCGAGCGAGGGAAGCUGCUCCCCGAACCUCCCGCUUUGCCAACAAGCCAGACCUCCCCCUCGACUACUUCAUCAACCGCGCCAACGCCCUCUCGCUGUACCGCCAGUUCAUUCGGGCGACGAGGAGUUUGGGCGAUGCGAGGGCGAGGUGGGAGACGAUCGAGUUUGUUAGGGGAGACUUUGAGCGGUACAGAGGGGUCGUCGAAUCUGAAAAGUCAAAGACGCUUCUCGCUCUCGGUCAUCGACAGCUUAAGCAGCUUAACGCGACAGGCAGCUUGAUCGGCGGCGACAUUGCCAAGUUCCGCGGCAAGAGGGACUUGCGGUGA